Mesocricetus auratus (golden hamster) is the source of this 3969-nucleotide messenger RNA. RefSeq names its product DDB1 and CUL4 associated factor 10 (gene Dcaf10). Lineage: Eukaryota; Metazoa; Chordata; Mammalia; Rodentia; Cricetidae. The record is from RefSeq and is a predicted model, not a curated record. Bases 138 to 1826 code for a protein of 562 amino acids. Gene Ontology annotation, molecular function: protein binding. Gene Ontology annotation, cellular component: Cul4-RING E3 ubiquitin ligase complex. The transcript is spliced from 7 exons.
AGGGCAGCCUAGCGGUGACCCGGGUUUCCCAGCCGGCGGGUUUAGGACGCGGCACCCGGAAGUGGCGACUGGAGCGGGAGCGCUGAGUUGUCGGGCGGCGGGACAGCGGCCCGGAAUAGGGGGCGGGGGCGUUGGUCAUGUUUCCCUUCGGGCCCCACAGCCCGGGCGGGGACGGGGCGGCUGGAGCCGAGGAGCCGCCGCCUCUCGGAGGGCCGGCGGCAGCUUCCAGACCGCCCUCUCCAGCUCCGCGGCCGGCGCCUCCGCAGCAGGGAGCUGACGCGGCCCCUCCCCCGCCGGCAGCCCGGAGCCCUCGCCUCCCGGGCGGCCCCGCACUGUCCCCGGCCGAGUGCGCCGGGGAGCUCGUGGCCGCCGGAGCUCUGGAGUUGUCCGCCGCCGCGCACACGGAGCUGUCACCGUCCUCCUCGCCGCGCAGGCGCUCGAGGCCGGACUGCAGGGCGGGCAACCGGAGCCGGCAGGGCCUCAGCGCGGGCCCGAGCGGCCCCGGCGCCAGACUGUUCGGGUGGCUGAGAGAGCGAAGCCUCGGCCGCGGGCUGUUCGUGGACCCCGCGCGGGACAAUUUCCGCACGAUGACGAACCUGUACGGUUCCAUCCACCCCGCAGACUCCGUGUACCUCAGCACCCGCACCCACGGUGCCGUCUUCAACCUCGAGUAUUCGCCCGACGGGUCAGUGCUGACAGUUGCUUGUGAACAGACUGAAGUUCUGCUUUUUGACCCUAUUUCUUCAAAGCACAUAAAAACCCUUUCUGAAGCGCAUGAAGACUGUGUGAAUAAUAUCAGAUUUCUUGAUAACCGGCUAUUUGCUACCUGCUCUGAUGAUACUACAAUAGCACUAUGGGAUCUGAGAAAACUGAACACCAAAGUAUGCACUUUACAUGGUCACACUAGCUGGGUGAAGAACAUCGAAUAUGAUACUAAUACAAGACUCUUAGUAACAUCAGGAUUUGAUGGAAAUGUCAUUAUUUGGGACACUAACAGGUGCACAGAAGAUGGGUGUCCACAUAAGAAAUUCUUUCAUACACGUUUUCUCAUGCGAAUGAGAUUAACACCGGAUUGUUCCAAAAUGUUGAUCUCGACAUCCUCUGGAUAUCUCUUGAUUUUGCAUGAUCUGGACUUAACUAAGUCUUUAGAAGUAGGCAGCUAUCCCAUUUUGAGAGCAAGAAGAACUACUUCAAGUUCAGAUUUGACCACUUCAUCAAGUUCUUCUGGUUCUAGAGUUUCUGGUUCCCCUUGUCAUCACAGUGAUUCUAACUCAUCUGAGAAACACAUGUCACGAGCCUCUCAACGAGAAGGAGUUUCACCACGAAAUAGUCUUGAAGUCUUAACCCCUGAAGUUCCUGGCGAGCGAGACCGUGGAAACUGCAUCACAUCCUUACAGCUGCACCCCAAAGGCUGGGCCACCCUUCUUCGGUGCUCAAGCAACACUGAUGAUCAGGAGUGGACUUGUGUCUAUGAAUUCCAAGAAGGAGCUCCAGUACGACCUGUCUCACCUCGCUGUUCCCUGCGGCUGACUCAUUACAUCGAAGAAGCCAAUGUAGGCAGGGGCUACAUCAAAGAACUUUGCUUCAGCCCUGAUGGACGAAUGAUUUCUUCCCCACACGGCUAUGGGAUUCGCUUGUUGGGAUUUGACAAACAGUGCAGUGAGCUUGUUGACUGUCUACCCAAAGAAGCUAGUCCUCUACGGGUGAUUCGAUCUCUGUACUCUCAUAAUGAUGUGGUCCUGACAACAAAGUUCUCUCCAACACAUUGCCAGAUUGCCUCAGGGUGCCUUAGUGGGCGGGUCUCUUUGUAUCAGCCAAAGUUUUAGGCACAACUUACAUCAAAUAAGGAACUCUUCUGGUGUUUGGCUUAUGAAUUACUUCAAUUUAAGUGAAGUAUUUUCUUUUUUAGAAGAUCUUAUAAGUUUGGGUCAAGAUCUUGUUCUUAUAGGUUGGUGGACACACAUAUGACCCAAGUCCUUGCCAUCCAUCCAGCGUCAUCUGGGCAUCUCCAUUUCAACCAUGCAGCACCGUUGUUUCGGCAUUCCUUUGCUCCUGCCGUCUGUGCCGCUGAGCGUGGGUAUCCUGGUCAUUUCGCAUGUGCCUCUUGUUCUCUCUCCCACCCCUGUUUCCACCACUCCUCCCUGCUUCCCUUCUGCUCUUUGAUUUUGGUAUGAAUUUUGUGGACAUUGACAAGAGUCGUGGUUGGGAUGAGGAAAAACCCGUAGCACUAGUACUAAAUAAAACCUAGAAGCUGGAUGUUGGCACACCAGUUGUUGAAAAAAAGAAAGUUUAUCUUCAUUUAUCAGUACACUUGGCCUUUAAAGUUGCUGUCAAAUAUUGAGCACAGAUAAUGGCAUUAUUCUCAUAACCGAUACUCUUGCAACAAAAUAUCUUUUUUUAAUUUCCUGUUAAAAUUACACAAGUUAUCUCAUGUGAGAUUUUUGUUGUGAAAUUCUAGAAAAAUACUACAACUUCUUUGUAAUUUAUUUUACUUGUAUGAAUUUAAAAUCUCCAGCAUGUGUCUUUGUUAUUUUGUUCCUGUCUCCAGCAUUGGAAAGGAAAGGAAAAAGCUUGGUCACUUCUGUUGUCAGAAGAGUUAUUCAUUAGGGUGGUGCAGUAUCUGGUCAUAGAGUGAGAAGAUUAAUGUGGCUUAGAUUGACUUUGAUUCUUUGAAUCCCACAGAUGAGCUGUUCCUAGUAAUGGGGUGGAGGGAUGGCAGAGAUUUAUUUUAUUGUCAUUGUUCUUCAGCCAGAGAUCAUAAGCUCACCAUUAGUAAGAAGGGAACUGUAGUCCUUUUUAAGCCGUUGUCAUAAAAGUGAUGGUCUGACUUGAGUAGCAGUGUCUUAGAUUGGUUAUGGAAAGUAUCAGACAAGGUGACUCCUGUCUUGAAUGGGCACUAUCCUUCCGGUCUCUGCUACAUUGAUUGGCACUGUGUUGACAUAUGCUAGAAGCUGAACAAUUUAAGCCAUGCAGUAGCCUUGCUCUCUUUGGUCACAUGCCCUUUAAGCCAGUGUUUCUCAAAUAUUAGGAUGCAGUAUAAUCCUUGAAGGAUUUGUGAAAAAUGCAGGAAUUUAGGCCUGACCUCAGAAGACUGAUUUAGGUAGGUCAAGGACAGGACUCUUUACAGAACCAUAAUCAUCUGUAUCCAGGUGGUCUCUAGGUCAUAGCUUGAAAACAACCUGAAAUUGCAGUAGGUAUUACUGUAUCUAUUUGGUGCUUAACGCAAUUCCCACAAGAUGUUUCAACUGUUUAAACAGUAAGAAUAGUAAAUUGACAAUAGUAAUCUUAGGGCAGCAAAUAACUUGAAGUAGUAUUUAUUUCAUUGUUGGACAAAUGAAAGAAAGUUAAAUGAUUUGCCUAAGAUCAUAUAAAGUUAGUGGUAAAGUCAGGGCUUCAAUUCAAGUCUCUUAAUUCCUUGCUCAGGGCAGUUUCUACUGUAUUAUGCUGGCUGUUAAAAACAUCAGUGACUAUGAGCAUUUGUUGUUGUGAAUAAAAUAAUCAGAUUAAAAAAGGCAAGUAUAGCAGUAGAUGCUGAGAGUUUUAUCCAUAGCAAAAAGAAAAUAUUUUAAUACUUACAGAAAUGUUUAAACAACCCAAAUACAUGAAUAAAUACACAGUUCUUCAUAGUGUCCAUUAGCCACUCCAGGAAAGUCUUUAAAAAUUAGAUCUUCUUGCUGGGUGUUGGUGGUGCACGCCUUUAAUCCCAGCACUUGGGAGGCAGAGGCAAAUGGAUCUCUGUGAGAUUGAGGCCAGCCUGAUCUACAAGUUCCAGGACAGCCUCCAAAGCAAUACAAAGAAACCCUGUCUCGAAAGACAACAACAAAAUUAGGUCUUAUCAUAGAUGUUGAAAAAGCUGGAAAUUUUGUAGUCGUUGAAAAAACAAAAAAGCAUACUGAAAAUCACAGGCUUGCUUCCAUGGCUUUGAAAAAAAUUUCCCCAAAGGCUAUAGUUUAGGAGGAAAUAUUACAA